Messenger RNA from Symbiodinium sp. CCMP2456, 1405 nucleotides. NCBI's taxonomy places the organism in Eukaryota, Dinophyceae, Suessiales, Symbiodiniaceae. The record is from the annotation of a GenBank genome assembly.
AUGGAUCCAAACAAGGCUGGCAACGGCGACAUUGAGUUCUACGUCGUUCCAGAUAGAUCAGCAUAUCUUGACAUACUUCCCACAAAGCGCCUUGAGGACAUCUAUGCGGCAUCGCAGUUUGAUUCCGCAAUAGAACUAGUGGCAGACGCUCUCAGUCUGAACUGGCGAUCUGCGGCGUACCUCGCGCAAGUGCCUUCGACGCUCAUCCAUAAGUCCUGGGAGACCGGUCGAUGGGAAUACCAUGAGGACGACGAGUGCCUUCUUACCCAUGCAGAGAUGUUUGUUCAGGGAUUGGCUAGUCGAAUAGUUGAUAUGGAGCUAUCUCCAAGCACUCGUACGUCGCUCUUAAAGGCGUGCUUGGACAUCGCCGCGGAAUAUUGUGCGAAGAAGCCUUUGAUUGAAAAGGAGAUGCUUGACUCAACGUUUGCGCAGAUGGUUCAUACUCACCCAUUCGGGAUGUACGUGUGGUACUCACAGGCGGCUGCAUUUCUUUUCACGUUUGCGACCUACGAACACUUCGUCAUACAGAUCGCAAAUUGCAUCGAUCCGAAUGCCAGCAUUUCUGCGCGAGGACGUGACCUCAACAAGCAGCUCAUCCGAGUCUACGGCGAAAGCCUGACUGGGCAGGUAUGGACUGGUCCUCAGGUCUCUCUUUGGCGACUCGUACGAAACGCAUUGGCACACAACGCCUCGUACGAGACCCCAGAGUUAAAGGACAUCGAGCACUCCUACACCGUGCAGGGUGGAACUUCAUCGCCGAGUUAUGAAGAUCCUAAAGUUCGCAAAAGGAAAGCUGAGCAUCUGAUGCACUUCCGCACGCGCGCUAUCCACAUCGGCCAAGAACCCGACCCCGCCACCGGUGCCGUGGUGCCGCCGAUCCAUAUGGCGAGUACGUUUGCUCAGCCCGGCGCUGGGGAGUGGCGGGAGUACAACUACUCGCGUAGCGGGAACCCCACGCGGCAUGCUCUUGAGGUGACAGCCGCGUCGCUAGAGGGCUGCGGGCCUGAGGGCGGGGCGCUGGCGUUUGCGACGGGGAUGGCGGCGAUUCAUUGCGUCAUUGCUUCGCUGCGGGCGGGGGAUCAUAUCCUGGCUUCGAGCGAUCUUUAUGGCGGCGCCUAUCGGCUGUUGCACAAGGUCGCCGACCGCGCGGGGCUGACGGUGACGCUCGCCGACGCCACGGACCUGGCGGCGUUUGAGAAGGCGAUCGAGCCCAACACGCGGCUGGUGUGGGUCGAGUCGCCUGGCAAUCCGCUGAUGACGAUCAUUGAUCUUGAGGGAGUGGCCGAGAUCGCCCAUCGGCACGGCGCCCUGGCGGCGUGCGACAACACGAUCGCGACGCCCGUCCUGUCGCGGCCGCUGGAGCUGGGCAUGGAUAUCGUUAUGCACUCGGCCACCAAGUACUACG